GCGAGGAUGCUGCGGGUGUGUUAGCUGCGAGCGAGGCAAGAAGCGUUGUGGGAACUGCGGGGAGCACGGUUUCUCUAACCCAGGUCCCCGAGUCCCGAGUAGGGGAUCCCCGCAGCCGUCACCAUGGUGAAGGAACAGUUUCGGGAGACGGAUGUGGCUAAGAAAAUAAGCCACAUCUGUUUUGGAAUGAAGUCACCGGAGGAGAUGCGCCAGCAGGCACACAUCCAGGUUGUGAGUAAGAACCUGUACAGCCAGGACAACCACCAUGCCCCCCUGCUUUACGGGGUGCUUGACCAUAGGAUGGGUACGAGUGAGAAGGAUCGUCCUUGUGAAACCUGUGGGAAAAACUUGGCUGACUGUCUAGGCCACUAUGGAUACAUUAACUUGGAGUUGCCGUGUUUUCACGUGGGGUACUUCCGAGCAGUUAUAGGUAUCUUACAGAUGAUCUGCAAAACCUGCUGCCAUAUUAUGCUGUCCCAGGAGGAGAAGAAACAGUUUCUGGAUUACCUAAAGAAGCCCGGCCUGACCUACCUGCAGAAGCGAGGACUGAAGAAGAAAAUUUCUGACAAAUGCCGGAAGAAGAACAUUUGCCACCACUGUGGUGCUUUUAAUGGUACUGUAAAGAAGUGUGGGUUACUGAAGAUAAUUCAUGAGAAAUACAAGACCAACAAAAAAAUCGUGGACCCUAUCGUAUCAAAUUUCCUUCACUCUUUUGAAACAGCCAUUGAACAUAACAAAGAAGUCGAGCCACUGCUGGGGAGGGCACAGGAAAAUUUGAAUCCCUUGGUAGUUCUGAAUUUAUUUAAACGAAUCCCAGCCGAAGAUGUCCCUCUACUUCUAAUGAACCCAGAAGCCGGAAAGCCCUCUGAUUUGAUCCUCACACGACUUUUAGUGCCCCCUUUGUGUAUCAGACCCUCUGUCGUGAGCGAUUUGAAGUCUGGCACCAAUGAAGAUGAUCUGACAAUGAAAUUGACAGAAAUCAUUUUCCUAAAUGAUGUUAUUAAAAAGCAUCGGAUCUCGGGAGCCAAGACCCAGAUGAUCAUGGAGGACUGGGAUUUCCUGCAGCUGCAGUGCGCCCUCUACAUUAACAGUGAGCUCUCGGGCAUCCCCCUCAACAUGGCGCCCAAGAAGUGGACCAGAGGUUUUGUCCAGCGCCUGAAGGGAAAACAGGGUCGCUUUAGAGGCAAUCUCUCGGGAAAGAGAGUGGAUUUUUCUGGGAGAACAGUUAUUUCACCUGACCCCAACCUCCGGAUUGAUGAGGUAGCUGUGCCAGUUCAUGUGGCGAAAAUUUUAACUUUUCCUGAAAAGGUGAACAAAGCAAACAUCAAUUUUUUGAGGAAACUGGUUCGAAAUGGCCCUGAAGUUCACCCAGGAGCCAAUUUCAUUCAGCAGAGACAUACACAGAUGAAAAGGUUUUUGAAAUAUGGAAAUCGGGAAAAGAUGGCCCAGGAGCUCAAGUACGGCGACGUGGUAGAGCGACACCUCAUAGAUGGUGACGUGGUGCUGUUCAACCGGCAGCCCUCACUGCACAAGUUGAGCAUCAUGGCUCACCUGGCCAGAGUCAAGCCCCACCGUACCUUCAGAUUUAACGAGUGUGUCUGCACACCCUACAAUGCGGAUUUUGAUGGUGAUGAGAUGAACCUUCAUCUUCCUCAAACAGAAGAAGCUAAAGCGGAGGCUCUUGUUCUCAUGGGGACUAAAGCAAAUCUUGUUACUCCAAGGAAUGGGGAACCACUAAUUGCUGCUAUUCAGGAUUUUCUAACAGGCGCCUAUCUCCUCACUCUUAAAGACACUUUCUUCGACCGAGCCAAGGCUUGCCAAAUCAUUGCCUCGAUAUUGGUUGGCAAGGAUGAGAAAAUUAAAGUUCAUCUUCCACCCCCUACAAUACUAAAGCCUGUCACCCUGUGGACUGGAAAGCAGAUCUUCAGUAUCAUCCUCAGACCUAGUGAGGACAAUCCGGUGAAGGCCAACCUCCGAACCAAGGGCAAGCAGUACUGUGGCAAAGGGGAGGACCUCUGCAUCAAUGAUUCCUACGUUACUAUCCAGAACAGUGAGUUGAUGAGUGGCAGCGUGGACAAAGGAACACUGGGAUCAGGAUCCAAGAACAAUAUUUUUUACAUUUUGCUGCGAGACUGGGGGCAAAAUGAAGCUGCAGAUGCAAUGUCCCGGCUCGCCAGGCUGGCCCCUGUCUACCUCUCUAACCGCGGAUUCUCAAUUGGGAUUGGUGAUGUCACACCUGGUCAAGGACUGCUAAAAGCCAAAUAUGAGUUGCUGAAUGCUGGCUACAAAAAAUGUGAUGAGUACAUUGAAGCCUUGAACACCGGCAAGCUGCAGCAGCAGCCCGGGUGCACCGCCGAGGAGACUCUGGAGGCGCUGAUCCUGAAGGAGCUGUCUGUGAUCCGGGACCACGCUGGCAGCGCCUGCCUCCGGGAGCUGGACAAGAGCAACAGCCCCCUCACCAUGGCACUGUGCGGCUCCAAAGGUUCCUUCAUCAACAUAUCCCAGAUGAUCGCCUGUGUGGGACAGCAGGCCAUCAGCGGCUCUCGUGUGCCAGACGGCUUUGAAAACAGGUCCUUGCCUCACUUUGAAAAACACUCAAAGCUUCCAGCUGCCAAAGGCUUUGUGGCCAAUAGCUUUUAUUCUGGUUUGACACCCACCGAGUUUUUCUUCCACACAAUGGCUGGCCGGGAAGGUCUAGUUGACACUGCAGUAAAGACAGCUGAAACAGGAUACAUGCAGAGAAGACUUGUAAAAUCCCUUGAAGAUCUUUGCUCACAGUAUGAUUUGACUGUCCGAAGCUCUACUGGUGAUAUUAUCCAGUUCAUUUAUGGCGGAGAUGGCUUAGAUCCUGCAGCUAUGGAGGGAAAGGAUGAACCCUUGGAGUUUAAAAGGGUUCUGGACAACAUCAAAGCCGUCUUCCCAUGCCAGAGCGAACCUGCCCUCAGUAAAAACGAUCUGAUCCUGACCACAGAGUCAAUCAUGAAGAAAAAUGAGUUCCUCUGCUGCCAAGAUAGCUUCCUCCAGGAAAUAAAAAAAUUCAUUAAGGGUGUUUCUGAGAAGAUCAAGAAAACCAGAGAUAAAUACGGCAUCAAUGACAAUGGUACAACAGAGCCCCGGGUUCUGUACCAGUUGGACCGGAUCACCCCCACCCAAAUAGAAAAGUUUCUGGAGACCUGCAGGGACAAGUACAUGAGGGCCCAGAUGGAGCCGGGCUCCGCAGUAGGUGCACUGUGUGCACAGAGCAUUGGGGAGCCCGGCACCCAGAUGACCCUGAAGACCUUCCACUUUGCAGGCGUGGCCUCCAUGAACAUCACCCUGGGCGUGCCCCGCAUCAAAGAGAUCAUCAAUGCAUCCAAGGCCAUCAGCACUCCAAUUAUCACAGCCCAGCUGGACAAGGAUGAUGAUGCAGAUUACGCUCGCCUCGUGAAAGGGAGAAUUGAGAAAACCCUCUUGGGGGAGAUCUCCGAAUACAUUGAAGAAGUGUUUCUUCCUGAUGAUUGCUUUAUUCUCGUUAAGCUCUCCCUGGAACGGAUUAGACUUCUGAGACUGGAAGUGAACACCGAGACGGUGCGUUAUUCCAUCUGCAUGUCCAAGCUCCGCGUGAAGCCCGGUGACGUGGCUGUCCACGGCGAGGCUGUGGUGUGUGUCACCCCCCGGGAGAACAGCAAGAGCUCCAUGUACUACGUGCUGCAGUUCCUGAAAGAGGAUCUCCCCAAGGUGGUGGUGCAGGGCAUUCCCGAGGUGUCCAGAGCUGUCAUCCAUGUUGACGAGCAAAGUGGCAAGGAGAAGUACAAGCUUCUGGUGGAAGGCGAUAACCUGCGGGCCGUCAUGGCCACACAUGGUGUGAAGGGCACCCGCACCACCUCCAAUAACACGUACGAGGUAGAGAAGACUCUGGGCAUCGAAGCUGCGCGGACGACUAUCAUCAACGAGAUCCAGUACACGAUGGUCAACCACGGCAUGAGCAUCGACAGGAGGCACGUCAUGCUGCUCUCUGACCUCAUGACCUAUAAGGGUGAAGUCCUUGGCAUCACGAGGUUUGGCCUGGCGAAGAUGAAGGAGAGUGUGCUGAUGCUGGCUUCCUUUGAGAAGACGGCUGACCAUCUCUUUGAUGCUGCCUACUUUGGACAGAAGGAUUCCGUGUGCGGAGUGUCCGAGUGCAUCAUCAUGGGAAUCCCGAUGAACAUUGGGACCGGUCUCUUCAAGCUGCUCCACAAGGCCGACAGGGAUCCCAACCCUCCCAAGAGGCCCCUGAUCUUUGACACAAAUGAAUUCCACAUGCCCCUUGUUACAUAGUCCAGGAAAGAGGAGACCAUCCCUGGUCUAGGCCCCUUGUCCUGUGUGGAAAAGAGCUCAAGGCCAGCGGUUGACUUAGGAAGCUUAGUCCUUCCUGGAACAGAGAUGCUGAUGCCCCCAGCCUGUGCCAGCCUUCAGAGAAGGCCCCCAGGAGCAGCUCCUCAUCUGAUACGGAGCAGCUCAUCUCAGUGAGCUUGGGAGAACUGAGGUGUUCGUUGUUUGGUUUGAAGCCUAAUCUUUGGAUAGCCCAACACCUUUUGCCCACCCUACCUCACUGGACUUAACAGAGGGCCCCCAGUCCGAAGUCACUCCUACUUCCCACCUCACUCCGUUCCACCCAGUGCGUCCCCGGUUGUGUCUUCUCACCUGACCUGGAGCUGGUCGAAGCCCCACACAGGCCAGGGCAUGUUCCCAGUUUUUCCAUUCCUCAGACAUGCUGGAACCUCUCAAUGUAGCAUACUCGUGUAAAUAUUGUUACCAUUAUUUAUUUGUUCAAUUUGAAGGAUUUGGAACUUUUGCUGUUAUUUUGGUUUUACUUUUGAAACUGAGAAAGUAUGAAGCCAGCAUCAACAUGUCACUGGAAAAACUGGUUAAGCAAAUGGGAUGUCUAGUAUUUGUAAUGUGGCUGAGCCCAUCAUGAGGCCAGAAGCUGCUCUGAAGCAUCUUUUACAGAUGCCUAGCUACUCUGUUUUCUUUUACCUCCUACCCCCAUGGGGCAGGCUCUACCUACUGACAAGAGUCACACCCAUUUCUCGUGGCCAGUAGAAGCUGUGCCAGAGAUUGGGGCCUGCUGAGAUGGGCACAGGAUGGCUUGGAGCCUCUGGGGCGUCCCCGUCAGUGACGAGUGAGACUGGCCCUGUGGCCCAAGCUGCCUGUGCUGGUGUCCACACCCUCCUGGGGUGUCUGCAUUCUUGCCCUGCCUCCUGGACCUGAGUAUGCAGGGCGGGUGCAGAACCAGCAGCCUAAAAAGUGCCCCAAAGGCAGUGGUGGGAGAGGGGCACCCCCAGGGCAAGCAGGCAGGCACCAGCUUUGAGGGGUGAAUGGGCCACCUAGACAGAGGACAGGAGGAAGCUCACCCUCUGGGGGAUGGGGUGUCAGCUGAAGCUGGGGAUGUUCCCCAACUGGCAGCAGCUUGAAGAGUGUAACUGUCCUAUGACAAUAAAAAGCACACGUCAAGGCUGGGAGGAGAGAAACAGCAGGAAGGACCCCUAUUUAAUUGUUUGCUCAGGCUUCCGCACAAUAACUUCCCCAUUGCUGGUGGAUUUUUCAAGGCUUUUGAGGGGGUUUUGUGCAACAUAGGAAAGAAAUGUAAGUAGCUUGUCUUAUAGAGAGAAGAAGGGGUUUUGCUGCUGGAGACAAUAUGUUCUUUGUGCUGAAUUUGCUCAUUAGGAUUGGCCCAGAGCCAGGGAGAAGGAAUGGUGAUGGCCGCAGCUCCCUCCCUGCAGAGAACAUUCUGCAGAGCCUGUCCUGGCGGCCCCUGCCCAGGGCCCCAUCGUUCUGACUCCUCCUUCCUCCCCGGUGGCUUAGUUGGAAGCAAGAUGACAGUAGAGAGUAGGGAUCUGACCCUGCUUUUUUGCGCCGCGCACUUGAGAAGGCCCUCCUUCUGAAAUGACACUGCUGAUUUAUCGGCUAAAACCCAAGAGGUGUGAGUUGAUUGUUGAGCGAGAAGAUGGUUUGGAUGAUUAAAGAAAUACAUGUGCUAACAGAAAAAGUAGGGAAGCCCAAAGAAUUCAAGUAAUAUUCUAUAGAAUGUACUAGUUGCUUUCCCAGGUCCUGGGUUACUGCUGCUGAGGUACUUAGUGUAGCCUUUGGUUCUUGGAUCUGCAUUAGAAUGAGUGCUUUCUCUCCCAUUCUGAUGUGAUUCUGAAUUACUACUUCCCAGCAUGGGUGAUUUUUGGCCAAUGCUGAAGUUAGAAAUUCUGUUAAAUUCUAAUAAACAUUGUGGUUUGAUCCUCCAGCCUCCCUGCACCCAUGAGGUAGAUCUAUAAAUUUCUCUUGGGACAUUAGUGAUAUGGAAAAAAAAUCAUUUUUCUUAAUGUUCAGUGCUCUUGUAUCUUGGAACUGGGUUAGUCUAGUCCAAAACAAAGGAUUAGAUCCAUUAACGAUCAUCGAUCCCAGGUUUCCACUUCUCGUGCCCUCUGAAGAGCCCCAGCUCCCCACCCCCUGGCCUGAUCAGACCCAGUGAACCUGAGGGGAAGGGGAAGGUGGGAAGAACCUAGCGCCCACCCGUCUCCAUGUGGGACACCGACAUAUUGAAAUGAAGGAGCCGGGAUAGUCCCCGUAAGGUGCGGCUGUGUGCAAUAAAGACGCCCACCACCCCAGGCGCCACAUCCCCCGGGGGUCUGCAAGGCUUCUGAAGUGUGGAUGCAGACGCGGAGUCGAGCGCAUCCAGCCCUGCCCUGGGAUACGCGGAUCCGGAGGCCGGCACUCCUCCACUGGGUACUGCCAGCCUCCCUGGGACCCUGACGGGCAAGGCUGGCUGGCACACCCCACUCUGUAUUCCCUACUGUUUGUUCCCUACUUUGAUCAUCUACUCUGGCCCUAGCACUUGGCUUUAUGCAAGCAUAAACUUGAAGACCAGAUAAGAAUGUAUUCUCCAGGGUGAGCUCAAUGGAAGGUUAGUUAAUAUUUUACUCUCUGAGCCUGUUUGCAAGAAAAAAAAUGCAUUUACAUUCUGCCUCUUCCAUUAACGGAUACGUAUUUCUGACCCUUUGCCCCCGCCCCAGCCUUUUUUUUUUUUAAUUUUAUUUUACAUUGUUUGUACAAGGGGAUUAAAAUAGCAGUUUGACUCAGUGACAGCCCCCUGCUUUGUUCAGCACUUGGGAGGUGGGGAGAGACAUUCUGGAGUCUCAGUUUCUGUGCCAGGGUUAAAUUAUGGUGCCAUGUUUCUAUUUCAGGGUUUAUCCAAGUGCAUUCACGUUGAUUCAUCUCUGAUUGAACCCGACACUGUGAUGAUGAUUCUUCUGGCAUUUUUUGCUGUCCCCUGGCAGAACUCUUAUUUUUCUGCUAAAUUUCAAAAGAGGCAAACUUGCUGUAUGUAAAACUAUAGCAGAGUCCCCCUUGUGGGUUGUGAAAUGCAGUGACUGGAAUGUCUGUCAGCUUUAACUCCUGAAAUAAGAAAUUUCCCGUGCCGCAAGCUCACCUUUCCAGGUAUUGGAGGUCAGCAGUGAGGGCCCUCACCCACCCUAGGGACUUGGAAUGAAGGAAAUGAGGUUGCCUCCCUGUCCUGUAGCUAAUUCAAACUCAACGGGAGGCAGUUGAAAGCCUCCUAAGCCUGUGCACUCGAAGUACCACGUGGCCAGGCUCAGGGGCCUGGCUUAACUGUUCUCUCCAUUCAUUCAUUCAUUCAUGAGACAGGUAUCAAGGGCCUACUACAUCCCAGGCACUGUCCUGGUACUAGGAGUACAGCAGCAAACAAAACAGGUUGCCAGAUAAAUCAGCAAACAAUAUAUUAAGAAACUGGUAAUAGUGGUUGCCUCUGGGGACAGAAACUGGGUAAUUGAAGGAUAGAGGUUUUUCCUCCUGGUCCUGAGCUCACAGUUCCGAUUAGGAUAACCUCCUUGCUGCGGGAUCUCUAUUCAAGCACUGCGCUGCUGCUUUUCCUCACUCCCUCUCAAAAGGCCCUAUUCCAACUUUGCGAGAGAGGGCCCCCCAGCAGGCUGGCCCCAGGGUGCCCCUGCCAUGCCCACCACCUCUGCCUGCUCCCAUUUCUGCCUGCGGGCUGUGCCCCCACUCUGGCUCCCGUACUUCAGAGCCAGCUGGAGCCAAGCGCUCCUCCAUGUCCCACCAUGGGUGAUUUAUUUAAGGGUCUCCAAAUAAUCACUUAAGUGUCACCAUGGCAACCGAGGAGUUACCAUGGAGACGAGCAGGAAAUGUCCCCAUGGAGACCCCUGGGAAACUCUCUAGGAAAUCAUUACCAGGUGGAGAGGGCUUGGGAAGGGGGGGCUCGGCAAAUAAGGGGGCCUCCGGGUUUUGUGUGCUGGCAUGAGAAGGGGGGUUGAAGGGGCCAAGUGGGAAAGAUCAGCUUAGAAGGCAGGCAAGUUAGUUCUCUGCACAAACUCUAGGGUCCCAUAUGAUAAAUAACAUCUGUUAUAUGCAGAGGCUAUCUGGGAGGAAAGGCAGGAAACCGGUAAUAGUGGUGGCUCCUGGAAGAGAGAUGGAUGAGAGAGACUUAGUUUUCACUGUAUGGUCUUUGUACUGUUUGAAUUUCUUUUAUCCUAGGGAUGUAAAUACUAAUUUUUCCAAAAUUCAAAAUAAAGUUAUUUACUGAGCAUUUGU
Molecule: messenger RNA, 8574 nt
Organism: Choloepus didactylus (southern two-toed sloth)
Lineage: Eukaryota; Metazoa; Chordata; Mammalia; Pilosa; Megalonychidae
Gene: POLR3A
Product: RNA polymerase III subunit A
Exons: 33
Coding region: 124-4296 (1390 amino acids)
Biological process (GO): DNA-templated transcription
Molecular function (GO): DNA-directed RNA polymerase activity; DNA binding
Source: RefSeq, a predicted model, not a curated record